Molecule: messenger RNA, 2593 nt
Organism: Ciona intestinalis (vase tunicate)
Lineage: Eukaryota; Metazoa; Chordata; Ascidiacea; Phlebobranchia; Cionidae
Biological process (GO): regulation of cell cycle
Source: RefSeq, a predicted model, not a curated record
CAAAGCAAGCUUGAAAACAAAUUUUCCUUUCCGAUUACAUCUUAUCGACCAUCUCGGCGUAAAAACAACCCCACUGUGGGUGGCCUGCCCGCUUAUGCAGAAGGCUGCAUGUUGACCGUGAUCAUCGGGUGGCCAUUUUCGAACCUCGCAGGGGCUACGCCCGUCAAUAAAUCAGCUUGAUUUCACCGCCUUGACUAGGGUCCAUACAUGAGCCGGCUACUAGCGGCUCUUAUCGGUAUGUUCGGCUUUCCAGGUGAGCAGGAGAGCGAAUAAAAUCGGCCGGCAACAAAUUAGUCCGAUAUAACGAUAAAACUGCGGCCGGGCACUUACUGGAAGAAUCGGCGGCACCCGAGAUAGUUUCGCUCAGGCGACCCUAGAAAAACAGAUCGCCAUAUCGUGUCCGCUUCACUGCUAUAGAGAUGGCAUAAGUGAGAACCAGAUAUUUAGGCAGUUGGUAAUUGCAUAAUAACAAAUAUGAAUAUUUCUAAUUGAGAUACAUUUUGGGGGAAUUUAGUUUGUCUGUAGAAAUGUAAAUAUUGCGACAGAGUUAAAAUAUGUAGGUAUAGAAAGGUAUAUCUUAAUUAACUAUUGUAAUUCUCCAAUGAAAAAGGUGUAUGUUGAUAGUUAGAUGCAGUUAACGCUCCGUUGGUGAUUAAAUACCCAUUCAGCUGAACUGACGAAAUUCCGUGUAUGUGUUGUUCUGCGACACGCGCUUGUGGUAUUUGCUAAGUGGCGUCAACACCAGCUUGCUUUAAAUAGCAGAAGCCCUUGGCUUUUGCAGUCAUUUAACAAAAUACAGACAGUGAUUUAAAGGCAAUAAAAAUCUUUUCUUUUCGGCUUUAGCUGUAUUUGCAAUGCGACCACAGGAUUUACUAUCAACGUUUUCUGUGUGCUGUAUACUUGAAUUGUUGGGCUUGCACAUUGCGCAGGCGCUCAGGGAUAAAGAUCGACGGCAAUCGUAUGAUGGAUACCCGGUGUACGAAGAAUUUUCUGCCGGUCGUAAACAGGGACAAGCAUUCGAGGCAUGGCCGGAUCAUUGGCGCGCAUGGAUUGAGGAAAUGAAAACAACUGGGGAUAUCCGCGGUAGCAUCAGGAAAGCUCUGAAGAGCCCCGAAUGGUGGGCGGCGUGGGAACAGCUUCCAUCUGUCACUAAAGACACUGUAGUCAAGCGACUUAUGCCAAUGCUGGUGGGUAACGGUGAUUGGAAAAUACCGUGUACCGAUGCGUUUAAGUUGUGCGAGAGGGAUACUAACUGUAGGUGGAAGUAUUGGAAUUACGUUUCUUCGUGUGCAGCAGGUAAUGUUCUGCUUGUACCUCCGAGUUGGUUUAUUUCUGACCGCACAAAACGUACUCGUGACGUAAGUGACGUGCGUCACACACCUACUGCGUCAUCGACACGCGAAAAGCGGUCGAAUGCAAACAGAAGAUCACCACGAACACGUAAACGAAACAAGGCAAGAUUCGCGCGUGAUUAUUCGUACGACUAUACCGGCGGAAAAACAAAACGGAGACAUCAAGGACGAAAAAAACCGAAUCGGCGCAGUCGAAGGCCGAAGUAUAUGAAGCAGUUCAAAUUCCUACACAACUGGAUGGGCAAAGAGUGGAAAAACAUUUAUUCUGCAGUUCCCUAUCAAGAAACCGUGGGCUGUUCCAUUAAAUGCCUGAAAGCUCUGCUAAUGUUGAAUAACAGCGUGUAUAGUCCUCUUCUCGGCGGCUGUGAUUGCCAGGAGAGGGAUUCGUAUAAUGUUCCCCAUAGAUCUGGGUCCUCAGCGGCAAAUGAAAGUAUAAACAUGGUUACGGAAAGACACGUGUCCGCAAGGGAAAAGAUGUGCGUCCAAUAUCAACAAAAUGCACAGGCGUGUCGACCCCGACUGUUCAAGGGAAAUUCGACGGCGAUCGGGUGCUCGGAAUCCCGCGCACGUUGCGAAGCCGAUCGAAAUUGCUCCGCUGCCCAGAGGACGUUUUUGCUGCGAUGUUCGCACUUAAUUAACGGUGUGUCGUGCUCGCCGGCGUGUUUAGCGGCCAUUAAAGAGCUAGGGCAACGCUCGAAACACUUCAGUGGGUGCAUUUGCGACGGGGAAGAAGCACCUAUAUGCCUUAAAAUUCGUUCAAAUAUAAAUGAACUAUGCGUCCCCCCAGCGCACAAACAGACCAUACAUACUGCCACUCAAUUAGCAGCGGUCGUGCACCCAACGUCAUUCGCCACUAAAUUAACUUUAAACAAACAUUGCGUCUUUAUUAUGAUCAUGAUUUUAAAUUUUGUUUUUUAUUAACUUUUUGUUCCAUUUUUUUUGCCAUUGAGAUUCAUUAUGUUUUAAUAUAUUUCUUAUUUGUUGCUUUUCUUCAAUCUAAAACGUUCUAUUGAACGACUUCAGUAUUUAGCAAUACCUCUUUAUAAAACUUAAAUAAGUCAGUAAAUAGGAUUUUCUAAACACCAGUUUAAACUUUUUUCGGUGCUGGUUGUCAAACGGUUACUUUUUUUAUUUUACCGUGCAUUUCGUCAAAAUGGUAAAUGGCACCAGGAGUUGUGCUUUCGUACGUUCAUUCUUUACUUAAAGUUUCACAUUUGGUAAUAAAAUAUCAUAUAUUUAAA